GUGGCAAAUGCAUCCAGCAGGUUCAGCGGAGUGUUUGUGACGAUCUUGUUUGCCACCUGUUCUUGGAAGAGCACAAUAUGUACACCAGUACGGCAAACCCGGGUUCCCUGAGCAUCUCUGACGGCGUUCGCACAUCCUUAGAGGAAAUGACAGAACAGUUUUGUUGUUUGGAAGGACUAGUCAAGGACCUGGACAAGCAUGGUGAUGAUACCUUACAAGUGGCAGUAGACAUUGCUACAGAGCUACUGCUUUGGAAUGGUAAUGCAAGUUGGAACGAUGUGAAAGAGCUGAGCAAUAAUGGACCACUUAGCCUGAUGGACAGACUGGAUGACAUAGCUCAAGCUCUGGGACCUCGCCUCACCCUGGGGAAACAAAUCCAGGCACACUCACCAGUAAUCAGCUGUUCUCUGGAAUCCAACUCACUUGGUACCUUCAUCUUGAAUAAUUGGACUUACCAGCCGUUCCACACUGAGGAGGACAUGAUAAGCAUCCAAGGAAUGGACCUUGCCAACUUGGGAUUUAAGGGUACUGAAAGGAUCUCAGUGCUUGGAGCAGCCUACACCAAUCUCACAGGUCUCAUUAACUACAAUCAGAAAGGAGCAGACAAAUUUAUUGUGGCUGAUGUCAUAACUGCCACGGUCUUUGGCCCCGAUGGGCAGAUAUCUGUGCCGACAACCUUCAGGAGAAGGCUCAGCAAUAUUCAAGCGAGUAAUUCUACACAUCCAAGGAUCCCUGUCUGUGCUUUUUGGGAUUCUUACUUGAGGGGUCGUGUUGCAGGAGGCUGGUCAACCAAAGGUUGCAAGACCAUCUGGGAGGAUGGCCAAUCAUCUAUGGAAGCCUCCAACGGGGAUUACAUCACUUGUCACUGCAACCACACCACCAACUAUGCCAUCUUGAUGCGCAUUGUUCCUUAUGAAAAACCCAUAGGGAUCAGUGGCAGAGCAUCAGUGGGUAUAUCUGACAGGAUACUGGAUAUCCUAACCAUGGUUGGUUGCAUUGUGUCCAUAUUGGCCCUACUCACAGCUUUGGCGUUUUUCAUUUUCUUCAAACACAGCACGUUGGACACGGAGCGUAUUCUCAUUCACUGUAAUCUGAUGGGAACACUUCUAGUGGCCAUGGUGGUCUUCAUGAUCAGUACUUACUUCUCCGGAGGAACGAUACCGUGCAAGAUAUUUGCGGGGCUGCUGCACUAUCUUUACCUGGCCGUGUUCUGUUGGAUGUUGGUGGAGAGUGUUCAUCUGUAUCGCCUCAUUGUGACAGUUUACGGUAGCGAGAGACAAAUGGCCAAACUGUACUGUGCCAUAGGAUGGGGGUUGCCAAUUCUGAUUGUAGGUGUAUCUGCAGGUAUCAAGUGGACUCAUUAUGGAUUGCCUGGCAAAGGGUGCUGGCUGAGUACUCAAAAUGGUUUCAUUUGGGCAUUUGUCGGCCCAGCUUGUGUGAUCAUGCUGGUGAAUGCUGUUGUGUUGGCCAUGGUGAUCAGGACCACGGUGGCGGCCUCCAAAGGGACCAGUCGGGAUACUCUGGCCAAAGUGAAGGCUGGAUUGCGUAGCUCCCUUGUACUGCUACCCAUGCUUGGAAUCACUUGGGGUGUCGGACUGAUCGGUCACGUCUCCCCUGUCUUUGAGUACACAUUUGUCAUCUUGAACAGCUUUCAGGGCUUCUGGUUGGUGAUCGUGUGCUGUCUAUUGAAUGGGGAGGUGCGCCAAGCUUUUCACUUGACCAUCAAGAAGAUGGGUAAAUUCUCGGGGACUGUGGAUGCAAUUUCCACAACAGGCAAUGAGGCCAGCAAACAGAGGGAGAAAGAGUCCAAGGGGAAUACAUGCCUGACAGAUGUGGACUAAUCUGGGACAUGCAGCCGGCUUGCUGAUUGUUAUACCUUCUUCGGUUUUUCUUCAGUUGGUAAUAACAUGUACCAUGUAGUGUUCACUGCAACAGACUUGCUAGACUUAUUAAAGUAACAAGCUUCAUGUUGGCUAGAGAUGAUUUCAACUGGCCUGAACACAAUACAGAGAGAAAUUGUAGCUGCGAAGGUCAAGCACAAGUCUGAAAAACUCUGAACUCUUUUAAAUGAAAACGAGUGAAAAAUGCACUCUCAAAAAGAUUAAGUUCCUUAUUUAAAUAACUUUAAAACAGUGAAAACCACUCUUAAAGAGUGGCAUUUGUGCUCUGCCAAGGAACUAUAUAGACCUGGCUUGAAAAAUAAUUUUCCUCAACAUGGCUCCCAUUUUUAGAGUGUUUUUUUCUUUCAAAGUGGUUUUUAUGAGGCACCUUACUCUUAUUGAGAAUGUUUUUAAACAUUUUUGCCUUUUUGAGAGAAAGAGAAAGCAAAUGAAUGUACAUAUAAGUAUGAUAGUUACAAUUGCAAAUGUAUGUUAUUUCAGAAGAGUGGUGUAUCCAGCAGGUGGGGCAGGGGAGCUCUGACAGAAAUAUUUGCAGAUUUUCUUUUACAAAGAAUUAGUGAGUUAUCAAAUAUUAGCACCAAAUCCUUAAGAAAACAACACCAGCAAAUAAAAGCAAGGAUGUCGGUACUAUGAGUAAGGCUUUUGAUUUUUUUCUUCACAUGUUGAAUGCCCCCGACACCAAGAGCUGGAUAAGCCGCUGUUUCAGAAUGAAAUGAAGUUUUUUCCUGUAUCUGAAUGGAAGAGGGGUAAGGUUAAUCCUCUGGCAUAGACUUCAUUCAGCUGAGCUAAUGUAUAGGUAAAAUGUCAACAGGGUUCUGUGCAUUUCUUGUGUUUAUUUCUGAUUUUAUCAGGUAGAUGCUUUCGUUUAAGUGACUAGAUGUUAAACUUAAAACCAACAGAGUAUCAGUGCAUCUGGAUCACUCUUGCUUACAAAGAAGGGUAUAAAUGCAUUUCAGAUACAGCAGUGUUGCACCUAGAAAAUAUUGUAGAAUGAGAGUGGUUCAUUAUUAAUCAGAUAUAAAGAUUACUAGCAUCAUGGCAUUUUUCAUGCAUGUAACAGUUUGUAAUUUUUGUGAAGAUGUGCCUUUUAAAUUAGAUUAUCACUGUGCUUUUGCUAAUUACUUUCAGCUUCCUGAUUGAAAGCAUGAUAUUUUGGGUCACUUUGAAAAGUCUGAGGAAAUGACAAAAAUCAAAAUGAUUUAUUUCAGCCUGAUUUUGGAAUGAUUCGUCAAAGAUUAUGAAUUUAUAUACUCAUGAGAAAUGUGUAAUGGAUUAGUGACUCCCAUUCAAGAACUAAUUUGGCAACAGGCCCGUUUUAGGCUUGUUGUUUUCCAACCUGUGUCGCAGUAUUUAACAUAUUUUACUUAUAUACUUAUUUCAUUACAUAAGCUUAUCAAAGUAUUAACGGAUUGGUUUGCAUGACAUAUUUAGUUGUAAAACAGUAGUCUUUUCAGCUCCAACCACAACGACAACAUUUAAGUACUCUUUUAUUUCAUUUUUCACGAACUCUACAUGGAAAUUGUAAACAUGUUUUUAUUUCUACAGCAGAUUGAAACCAGCUGCCCAGAAUCAUUUUUCCACUUGAGUCACCUUUAUAGAAUUUUAACUUCCUGCGCAUAAUAUGCCUGGACAAACGAAUAUGAUGCCCAUAAUAGGAUUUCACAACUUCAGCGUACACGAAUAUUCUCAAAAUCGUGGGCUGUGAUACAGGACACAAAUGAAAUUAAAUUUAGCAAGAUAUAUUAACAACUCUGAAGUCAUUAACUAAAAGCAUGCCCAAGUAUAUAUUGAAGAGAUACAAUUUCAUAAAACACAAUUGGACAUGAAUGCAAUCCGAGGAACCACCCUUGCUACUCAGUGAUGACAUUACCUGCUUGUGUUUAAUAUACACUGUGAUUUAUUGCAUGAAGCAAGGUUUGUGUUACACUCUUUCAAACUUUAAUUUGUUAUUCAUAUUUUUCAUUUAUUUACUUUUUAAUUGGGUGUGGGAGGGGGGAGAGAGAGAGAGAGAGAGAGAGAGAGAGAGAGAGUGUCUGAAAGCAAGAAGUCUUUAGCUCUCCUUGAAGCUUAGCUUUCCCUGGGAGUCGCAAAGCAGUGCUGGUCAGCAAUAUUAUGAAACUUGCAGAAUUCAAAGCUAAAGCAGUGUUGUAUGUUUUGGGAAACAUGGAGAGGUACAGCAGAUAUGAAUGCUUGUGUCUCUCUCCAACUGUAGUUCGUUUUUAAAGGAACCAGGAAAUAGAAAUUAUUUUUUAUAAUCACUAAAAACUCUUGGAAGUGCAUCUUUAGGUUUCAAUCAACCUAAUUUAAAAUUUUUGUUUUGUAAUUUCAACCCAUAUUUUGAUGGUUUUAAUUUUUUUGCUAAUGAAUUGUUGCAUAUUCAUGAGUAGAACUAUGAUGUCCUCCAAGGCACUGAUUUGUGCACAGAAAAUUUCUAGAUUUUUUUAACCACUGCUGUGGCAUAUUUCAUUUUCUUUGGCAAUUUAU
Messenger RNA from Acanthaster planci (crown-of-thorns starfish), 4385 nucleotides. Its product is annotated as adhesion G protein-coupled receptor L4-like. Gene Ontology annotation, cellular component: plasma membrane. Lineage: Eukaryota; Metazoa; Echinodermata; Asteroidea; Valvatida; Acanthasteridae. Gene Ontology annotation, biological process: cell surface receptor signaling pathway; adenylate cyclase-activating G protein-coupled receptor signaling pathway. Gene Ontology annotation, molecular function: G protein-coupled receptor activity; carbohydrate binding. The record is from RefSeq and is a predicted model, not a curated record.